GAUAAUUACUGAAUCAUGAAGGCAGAGAAACUAUCAAGGAGCAGUGAAGUGUCCAAUGAGCUUUUGGAUUUUUCUGUAAGGACUGCGACUACACAUACGCCACAGUUUUUGGGUCUGCCACAGGGAGCAUGGUUUCAAGAGGGAGGGUUUGAAACUGCAGGAGAAGGAGUUGUUAUUGGGUUUGUUGACACUGGCAUAGAUCCAACACAUCCUAGUUUUGGUGAUAGUAAAUCUAAUCAUCCAUAUCCUGUUCCUGGUCAUUAUUCUGGCAUCUGUGAGGUUACUCGCGACUUUCCAUCUGGUUCUUGCAAUAGGAAGCUUGUUGGGGCCCGCCACUUUGCUGCUUCAGCCAUAACCAGAGGAAUAUUUAAUUCAACUCAGGACUAUGCUUCUCCCUUUGAUGGUGAUGGUCAUGGCACGCAUACAGCAGCUGUUGCAGCAGGAAACCAUGGGAUUCCAGUCAUUGUUGCUGGACAUCACUUUGGAAAUGCUAGUGGGAUGGCUCCUCGUUCACAGUAAAUAAUCCGGAACAUGUCUUCGUUAUUUUAUUUUACUUUGUUAUCAUUAUUUUUACACUUGUAGUAAUCUGUUGGAUCUAUC
Vigna angularis (adzuki bean) is the source of this 600-nucleotide messenger RNA. RefSeq names its product subtilisin-like protease SBT2.3. Lineage: Eukaryota; Viridiplantae; Streptophyta; Magnoliopsida; Fabales; Fabaceae. The transcript is spliced from 2 exons. Gene Ontology annotation, biological process: proteolysis. The record is from RefSeq and is a predicted model, not a curated record. Gene Ontology annotation, molecular function: serine-type endopeptidase activity. Bases 16 to 519 code for a protein of 167 amino acids.